Zingiber officinale is the source of this 1173-nucleotide messenger RNA. Its product is annotated as zinc transporter 8-like. Gene Ontology annotation, molecular function: zinc ion transmembrane transporter activity. The transcript has 3 exons. Lineage: Eukaryota; Viridiplantae; Streptophyta; Magnoliopsida; Zingiberales; Zingiberaceae. Gene Ontology annotation, biological process: zinc ion transmembrane transport. The record is from RefSeq and is a predicted model, not a curated record. Gene Ontology annotation, cellular component: plasma membrane. The coding region runs from base 51 to 1076 and encodes 341 amino acids.
ACGAACUCCUCUACUCUGUUUUCCUGCCAUUCGAAGCUCAAGAGACGGCGAUGGUGGGCGACGUCCGGCGACUUUGCUUCCUCCUCCUCCUCCUCGUCCUCCUCCCAUUCCUCGCCGCCGCCGACGACGAAUGCUCGAAUGACGGGGAAGGCCGCAACAAGACGGUGGCCCUCCGGCUGAGGAUCGCCGCCAUAUUCUCCAUCCUCGUCUGCGGAGGCAUCGGCGUGCUCGUCCCGGUGCUCGGCCGGUGGAUCCCCGCGCUCCGCCCGGAGAAGGACGUGUUCUUCGUCGUCAAGGCCUUCGCCGCCGGCGUCAUCAUCGCCACCGCCUUCGUCCACAUCCUGCCCGACGCCUUCGAAAACCUUACCUCCCCCUGCCUCGACCCCCACCCCUGGUCCGACUUCCCCUUCGCCGGCUUUACCGCCAUGGUGGCGGCCAUCGGGACGCUGAUGAUCGACACGAUCGCCACCGGGUACUUCACCCGCGUCCACGGCGGCGCGACGCCGGAGGCGGAGGGCUCGAAUCAGAUCCACACCCAUUCGACGCACGCCCAUACCCACGUCGUCGACCUCAAGGACGAAACUCCGGCGCAGCUUAUCCGCCAUCGAGUUAUUUCACAGGUUUUGGAGCUCGGGAUCAUAGUCCAUUCGGUGAUCAUAGGGAUCUCACUAGGCGCAUCGGAGUCUCCUUCCACCAUAAGACCUCUCGUCGCGGCUCUAAGUUUUCAUCAAUUCUUCGAAGGCAUGGGUCUCGGAGGUUGUAUUGCUCAGGCAAAGUUCAAAAGAGGGUCGAUCAUCACAAUGGGGCUGUUCUUCUCCCUGACAACGCCAGUUGGGAUUGCCAUAGGGAUUGGAGUAUCAUCUGUCUACAAUGAGAACAGCCCCACCGCUCUGAUCGUCGAGGGGCUGCUCAACUCUGUGGCUUCUGGGAUUUUGGUCUACAUGGCACUGGUCGAUCUUCUGGCAGCGGACUUUAUGAACCCUAAAGUUCAGGGCAGGGCGAAGUUGCAGCUCAUGCUGAAUGUGGCUCUGCUUCUUGGGGCAGGUCUGAUGUCCCUCCUUGCAAAGUGGGCUUAGGAGUGAGUAGUCUGUCAUGUAUUUGAGUUUUGUUUUCUAUCAGUUCAUGGAUUUAUGAAAAUAUUUAAUAAACAAUUUGGUUUUUUCUUCUUCUUCA